Molecule: messenger RNA, 1690 nt
Organism: Benincasa hispida (wax gourd)
Lineage: Eukaryota; Viridiplantae; Streptophyta; Magnoliopsida; Cucurbitales; Cucurbitaceae
Product: Pyridoxal-5'-phosphate-dependent enzyme family protein
Source: RefSeq, a predicted model, not a curated record
GCUAAACAAAAGGACGAAUUGAUUUUGACAUAGGAAUAUGAAUAUCAAUCGUUGAUCCAAUCUCUGCCCCCAAUCUUUUUUAGAGUGUAAAGAAAACAGGAAACGACCAACAGGCAAGCAGCAGUCCAAACCUCUGCCCUCGUUGUGCUGCAUUUCAAUUUAUAAACCCUUCCAUGGCGCCUGUGACUGUUCGAGCCACAGGCGCCAUUAUUGCCGCCAUCUCUGUUUCUGUGGUCCUCUUCUCUUUCCUUGUUGGCAAACACCGUUCCAAGGAUCGUUCCAGGAAGAAGACAAAACCCUUCUCUGUAUUGAAGAGAAGUCCAAGAAAUGGGAUUGUAGGCGCCAUUGGCAACACCCCAUUGAUACGGAUUAACAGCCUCUCUGAGGCCACCGGUUGUGAGAUUCUAGGGAAGUGUGAGUUCUUGAAUCCUGGUGGGAGUGUGAAGGAUAGAGUUGCAGUUAAGGUCAUUGAAGAGGCCUUAGAAUCUGGUAAGCUGGUUGAGGGUGGUGUAGUUACGGAGGGAAGUGCUGGAAGCACUGCCAUAAGUCUUGCUACAGUUGCUCCUGCUUAUGGUUGCAAGUGCCAUGUGGUUAUUCCAGAUGAUGCUGCUAUUGAAAAGUCUCAAAUACUCGAAGCACUUGGAGCUCAUGUUGAAAGGGUAAGACCAGUGUCAAUUACACACAGAGAUCAUUAUGUUAACAUUGCUAGAAGGAGAGCUGCAGAAGCCAAUGAGCUAGCUUUGAAGAAUAAAACAGAAGAGCAACUAUGUGUGGGAGACUUGGAACAAAUUAAUGGUUACAUUCAUGGGGGAGAAACCCAAGAUUCCUCUAUCUUAAGUAAUUGCAAAGGUGGUUUCUUUGCUGAUCAAUUUGAAAACUUGGCUAAUUAUCGGGCUCAUUACGAAGGUACAGGACCAGAGAUUUGGGAACAAACUGGUGGGCAUAUCAAUGCCUUUGUUGCAGCUGCGGGAACUGGUGGCACUAUUGCUGGCGUUUCCAGAUUUCUCCAGGAGAAGAAUCCCAAUGUUAAGUGUUUCCUCAUAGAUCCUCCUGGUUCUGGCCUGUUCAACAAGGUGACUAGAGGAGUUAUGUACACUAAAGAGGAAGCUGAAGGACGGAGAUUAAAGAAUCCUUUUGACACAAUAACUGAAGGAAUUGGAAUCAAUAGAUUAACUCAGAAUUUCUUGAUGGCAAAACUUGACGGGGCAUUUCGUGGAACAGACAGGGAAGCCGUUGAAAUGUCAAGAUAUCUGUUGAAGAAUGACGGGCUCUUUCUUGGGAGCUCUUCAGCCAUGAAUUGUGUUGGAGCUGUGAAAGUGGCUCAGUCAAUUGGCCCGGGGAAAACCAUUGUCACCAUUCUGUGCGACAGUGGAAUGAGGCAUCUAAGCAAGUUUUUCAGUUCAGAGUAUCUGAGUCAAUACGAUUUGACACCCAAAGCUACUGGCUUAGAAUUUCUUGAAUUCAGGUGAAAUACCUUUGAGCAACAAAAUGUUGUGUUGAAGAGCAUGGAGGUUUGAGUCAUAACGACACGCCUAGUUGUAAUACACAGCACGUCCAUAUUCGAAGGUCUAGAAGUAAAAAAAUUGACCAUGUAACAGAUCAUCAAUGUUGGAUACGAGUAAUUCAAGUGAUUCAGUUUUGUAAGAUUUGAGGUUUUCACCAAACAUUUACUAAAUUUCCUGCUUUGUAA